ACGAACAAAAACGCGCGAAUGUACGGUUCGUUCUACAUUUGACACCUCGCAGUGAACAGCUCGGCUUAGUAAGACCAGUAAGACCACGCCGCCUUUUUAGUUCUGUCACCAUGUUCGCCACUGCCGGUGAAGACGUCCAGCUGUGGUGCUCUUCGUCGCUGCAGUCGCGCCUGCGUUUCGACGUUGACGAGUCGCGGGUUCGGACGGUUACGUGCGUCUCCUGGUCAGCUGACGGACAACGGCUGGCCUCGGUCUCUCAGUUCUGCAACUUUGUCAACAUCACAGAUUUCACAAAAACGGAGCACAGACAUGCGCGGACAAAAGUCGAGGGUCCCUGCUACUGUUGUGCAUUCAGCCACAAUGACAGUAGCAGCCUGUGUGUCGGUCUGAUUGAUGGCACUGUGCAGCUGCUUAGAAAUGGAAAGGUAUACUACUCGUACAAGCCACACAAGGAAAAGGUGACGUGCGUGUCGUACAACGAGAAUGACAGCUUUGUGGCAAGCGGUGCGUAUGACGGCAGCGUGGCCCUCCUCUCUGUGGACACAAGGACCUCAAGGAAUCUCAGUGCACCAACCGGAAAGGCCGUGGUUGGUCUGCAGUGGUCAAGCCACAGUAAGUUCAAGCUGGUAACCACUUCGAUGGACGGCUACCUGUGCAUCUGGGACAGCAGCACAAGGUGCCUGAAGAGCAAGCAUGCCGUGCAUCCCGUGCGAGGUUCCAGCUGCCUGUCGCUGUCGCCCAUCAACGAGUCGCUGGCAGUCACAGCCGGUCACGACAGCUGCCUAGUCCUCUUCGACAUGCUCACCACCACCAAGCAGGCAAGCGUGGCCACACCGGAGACCCUGGAGUCGGUGGCCUUCCUGCCUGACGGGCAACGCGUGCUGGCUGGAGGCACGUCUGGUCGUGUUUACUUGUACGACCUACGCAACACCCGACAGACUCCACCCAGCGUGUUCAAUGCCCACUCCAAACCAGUCGCGGCUGUAGCCACCAUGCGAAGCCAGGAGGUGGAGGCACAGAUGAUGGCAUUUGUGAAGGCCUGUGCAAGCGAAGCGGCCACCACCACCACUCGUCAGCCUCAGCACGAACUGUGUCUUCCCGUCCGGUUUUCCUUUGGCUCUGAUGUAGAAGCUGCCGGAGAUCUUGCAAUGGCUUCAACACCUUGCACUUUCAAGCUUCCGGUGAUCACCAAGGAUUUGGUUGGCACAGGUCAGUCUGAGUCUGACGAAGUAUUCAAGGAGGCACAUGAAUCUAACAUUCUGGAUGCAUCGUGGACUUCUUCAGGGACCUCCGCUUCCGUUCAUGGGCGUCGAUCUUUUCGUCUCAGCGACUUCAUGCCGGUGUUGAAUGACUCGGCUAUGGGCCCUGAAAGUCGUGCCUCUCUGUCAAACGUCUCGGAGGAAGCGAGUGUUGAAGACCGGAGCCAAAGAGAGUCACUUCGGGAGUCUCUCCACAUAAAUGGAACUGAGUGCUCAGUGCAGAAUGGUCUUGCAAGCAUCAAAGAUGCUUCAGCAUUGAGCAACUCUGUGCCAUCAGCAACAAUAAAACUCUCUGAAGACCAACAGAUUGAGGGAGGAGCUGCGAUGGAUGUGGAGAGGCAUGCGGAGGAUUCUGCACUGGCAGAACGCCUGUGCCGCAUCGAAGGCAUGCUGUCGGACCAGGCACACAGCCUCGAUGCGCACAAACGCUGCGCAGACGACCGCCUGCGGCGCAUAGAUAACCACUUGCUCCAUGUCCACAUGCAGAUGACUGUGAUGCAGCACUCCUUCAUGAAGGACAUCCAAGCCAUGCUCCAGCAAGUGUUUGAUGAAGUGGCAACACUGCGAGCGGAGAUAGCAGAGCUGCGUGGUGACUCUUAGUGCACACGGUGCUUUUUACUGUAAAUAAUGUAUUUGUUAAACAAUUUUGUUUUAACUGUAAUAAAGAUAUCCAGGUGUUUUAUAUUUUUAUACAGCUAGCACAUUAAUAAAAGUGGACUCUUUAGCAAA
Molecule: messenger RNA, 1988 nt
Organism: Rhipicephalus sanguineus (brown dog tick)
Lineage: Eukaryota; Metazoa; Arthropoda; Arachnida; Ixodida; Ixodidae
Product: protein NEDD1
Exons: 14
Coding region: 111-1859 (582 amino acids)
Biological process (GO): mitotic cell cycle; microtubule nucleation
Cellular component (GO): ciliary basal body; pericentriolar material; spindle pole
Molecular function (GO): gamma-tubulin binding
Source: RefSeq, a predicted model, not a curated record